Messenger RNA from Eriocheir sinensis (Chinese mitten crab), 447 nucleotides. Its product is annotated as putative GATA zinc finger domain-containing protein 25. Lineage: Eukaryota; Metazoa; Arthropoda; Malacostraca; Decapoda; Varunidae. The transcript has 2 exons. Bases 1 to 447 code for a protein of 148 amino acids. The record is from RefSeq and is a predicted model, not a curated record.
AUGGGCCUCGAGGGCACAGGUGGAAGGCCAACCCGCGCCCCGGAACGGCCUCUGGACUCCAUCAACAUCCUGGGGGCGGAGGUCGACUCCAAACUCAGCUUUGACCGCCACCUCGAGAACGUGGCGCGCAAGGUGUCCCUGAGAGUGACACUCCUGCGUCGAGUCCGCCACCUUCUCGACACUGAUGGACUCCUAAGGCUGUACAAGGCCCAGGUGAGGCCCAUCAUGGAGUACAGCCCCCUCACAGGGAUGGGUAGCGCCCAGUGCCACCUCUCCCUGUUGUACCGGGUGCAGAGGCGUGCCGAACGCCUCAUAUACGGUGCCAGUGACCAGGAGCAGCAGCAGCAGCAGCAGGGACGACAAAUGGGACACCGGCAAUGGCAACAGCAACAACAACAGCAGCACCACCGUCACCACCCGAGACAGGACGUCCCCGCCACCAGAUGA